CCUUCAAUAAUUGAGUUCUCCACCCACAACAACACCCACGCGCUCUGUUCCUCCUUUGUGCGGACAGGGAUGAGAAUGAACAUAUCUAGAUCUGCAUUUUGAUCCCACCACCCCCACACACGCAUCCCAACAUUUGACGGUGAGACUGACGCCCUCUUAGGAGCAGCAGGAGGAGCCAUGGCGCACCUUGGGGGGCUAAUCGCUUCUGCUCUCCUCAAGGUGGUGGGGGAUCAGAUCGGCUCCGUGCUCGGCGGCCAGAUCAAGCUGCAUCGCAACUUCGACAAGGACCUGCGCACGAUGAAGGAGACACUGGAGUGCGUCGAGGCGGUGCUGCUGGACGCCGAGAGGCGGGCCAUCACCGACAACGAGGUCCGCCUGUGGCUGAAGCGGCUCAAGGACGCCAUGUACGCCAUCUCCGACAUGCUUGAUGAUUCCGAAGCAGGGGAGGUCUCCCGCAGGAAGAAAUUGGCUGCUGUGGUCCCUUUUCUCACAACUGUUCACAAGAUUAAAAUGGCUAAUAAGAUGAAGACGAUGAGAGAGCAUGUGGCGGAGAUCACAGCUCAACACAAGGCCUUCAACUUAAUGCCAGGGGCUGGUGCCAAUAAGCAGAAAGUUACCGAUACACGUGUAACAACAUCAUCGACCCUGCAGGCACAGAUCAUUGGGAGGACUGAUGAGGAAGAGAAAAUACUGGCUUCUGUAUCUAAGGGCAUCACAGAACAAAUCACCUUUCUUCCUAUAUAUGGUAUUGGGGGCCUUGGCAAGACAACCAUGGCCAAACUAAUCUACAAUAAUAAUUCCCAAUUCCAAGACUACUCAAGGGUGUGGGUUUAUGUGUCCCAGACAUUUGACUUGAACAAUAUUGGUAAUUCUAUAAUAUCACAACUUUCAGGUAAUACGAGUCAAGACACUAACAGGGAGAUGAUACACAUUGCUCUUCAAAAGCUGUUUGCUGAAAAGCAGAAGAUUCUGAUCGUUUUAGAUGAUUUGUGGGAGGGCAGUGAUUUUCUUUUGGAUGAUCUGAAGGCUAUGUUAAUGGUUGAGAAGGCAAGCAAGGUGGUUGUUAUACUAACCACACGGAAUGAAAGCAUUGCAAAGAAAAUGUCAACCAGACCACACAAAUUAGCACCACUGACAAAUGACAUGUGUUGGACUAUAAUAAAGCAAAAGAGUGGCUUUGAAGAAAAAGAUGACAAAGCUAAGCUGGAGCAGAUUGGAAUGGACAUUGCAAUGAAAUGUGGAGGUGUGGGUUUAGCAGCUCAAUCACUUGGGUACAUGUUAAAUUCUAUGCCAACAUCUCCUGAAUGGGAGUCAGUGAGAGACAGUGAUAUUUGGACUCUAUCUGCUUCAGACUCGGAAGAUACACCUUCAAGACAGGUGAUUGCAUCCUUGAGGUUAAGUUAUAGUUCCAGGCCUUCAUAUUUGAAACUGUGCUUUGCCUAUUGUGCAAUCUUUCCAAAAGGUCACAAGAUUGUCAAAGAUGAUCUAAUUCGCCAGUGGAUUUCUCUUGAUUUUAUCAAGCCAACCAGAACAUCCUCCAGUCAUCAGCUCGGCGAGAAAUACAUUACGGAGCUUUUAGGGCUGUCAUUCCUUGAACACUCAAAGUCAUCACUGACUGCUAGAGUGCAUCCUGACGAUGUUACAUUAUUCACCAUGCAUGAUCUUGUGCAUGAUCUAGCCAGAUCGGUAAUGGACGAUGAAAUUCUCGUCGCUAGCAAAGAUGGCAACCUUGGGGGAAGCAACUGCCACUUUGCAUUGCUCGAUGAUUGUAACAAGCGAUUGGAGUCACCCAGGAUAAGAGCACUCCAUUUUAUGGACUCUGCUGAAAUUGGACUUCAUGAUGCUGCAUUUCCAUCUGCUAAGUCCCUACGUGUCUUGGACUUAAGUCAGUGUUGCGUACAUAAGUUGCCAGAUUCUAUUGAUCGAUCAAAACGGUUGAGGUAUCUUAACGCUCCCAGAAUACAUGAUGCAACGAUUCCCAAUAGUAUAACCAGUCUAUCAAAAUUAAAUUACCUCAGUCUCCGUGAUUCUUCUAACAUCUUGACACUGCCACAGUCGAUUGGAGAAAUUGAAGGCCUGAUGUAUCUUGAUUUAUCUGGUUGUUCGGGAAUGAGAGAACUUCCAAAAUCCUUCGGAGAGCUAAAAAAAUUGGUGCAUCUUGAUUUGUCAAAAUGCGUUUGUGUUUGCAAUGUAUCAGAGUUCUUGGGGAGCCUCACAGAACUGCAAUAUUUGAACUUGUCAGGAUGUAGAUCUAUUGGAAAUCUACACGCAUCCUUGGGUGUCCUAUCUGAGCUGCAAUAUUUGAACUUAUCAUUCAGCUCUUAUGUUAAUUGUAGAAAAACGAAAUUAUUCGAUGCCUUCACCAAAGUGGAGCAUUCGAACUUAUCUUCAAGUCACUCUUGCCUCGAACAGCUCCCUGAAGUUUUGGGCAACCUCAAUAAACUCAAGUUUUUAAACCUAUCAGGUUCUUAUUGUCUCAAAGAGUUGUCAUGGUUAUCUGGAAACCAGAAAAGUUUGGUGCAUCUUGAUUUAUCGAAGUGCAGAGAGGUUAAUUAUAUACCGGAAGCUUUUUCUGGAUUUACCAAUCUUCAAUAUUUGAAUCUAUCGGCAUGCCUCCGGUAUAGACUUGACAAGUCACCUGUAUGUCAAAUUGACCGUUUGAUAGACCAUAUUAGUACCCUUUCCAAUCUAGAGCAUUUGGAUUUGUCUAAUAGUGGUGAUGCUAUUUGCUCUUUACCUGAAAGUCUCGGUAACCUUAGAAAGCUGCACACACUGAACCUCUCACACUGCAAUAUUACAAAGAUACCAGAAAGUAUAGGUACGAUUGAUAGUUUGAAGAUGCUAUAUUUUAAGGGAUGCUGGCUUCUUUCUAAUGUACCGCAGCUCAGUGCUAGUUCCAUAUCAUUACCACUUUUUGGCGUGCAUGCUGGUGAUGGUAAAUCGAGCAGCAACCUUGUUCUCCUACAAGGCAUGAAUCCUGUUGAGCUGAAGAUCAUCCAACUUGAAAAAGUGAAGUCGGCGGAAGAAGCUAUGUGUAUAAAGUUGAUGGAAAAGGAAAGACUUCAAGACUUGACUCUCCGGUGGACUGAAGAUGCUCAGAGGUUUGUGGAUGAUGAAGUGUUGUUGGAGAAACUAGAGCCACCGAGCAGUUUAACUACAUUGAUUAUACAAUGGUAUAAUGGUGUCAGUUUUCCAUCCUGGCUCAGCCAACUGCCAAACCUGACAUGGCUAGCUCUCUACGAUAUGAAACAUCUGGAAGAGUGGAGUGCAUCAGACUCCAGUGGUGCGAACGACCUCAGGUUCCCUAUGCUUGAUUGUUUGUAUAUAAAAAGUUGCCCCAAACUGAGGAUGCAAUCGCUUCUUCCAAGAGCUAAACGUUGGUAUAUAAGUAAGAGUGAUAAUGCACUUUCAUCAUGGGGAGAGUGUACUAUGUCAGACACCAGCUCUCCUUCUCUAGUAACUACUGAACUGGCUGUUGCAGACUGCGAGCUGCCUCUGCAUCAGUGGAGACUGCUUGGCCAUCUCUCUGGCCUCACUGAAUUAAGGAUGGAACGGUGUGGUGAUCUGACCGGCACACCAGAGAUAAUCCAACAUCUCUCUUCCCUCAAAGGUCUAAGCCUAACAGGCAAGGAACAUGAAGAACUGCCGAAAUGGUUGGGUGAGCUCACAUCCCUUGAGAGGCUGUGCAUAGAUGCAUACACAGGGAUAAAGGAAUUGGAUGAGAGCAUAAGGAAACUAAGAAAGCUACGAGAGCUAAAACUGUACAACUGUAACAGCAUGUCAUCGUUGCCCCAUUGGCUGACAGAAUUAACCUGUCUCAAUACUCUUGUGAUCAAUUUUUGUGAGGGCAUCAGGUCUUUGCCGGAGGGCAUAGAACAACUCACCAACCUCAAGAAACUGAAAAUUAACUGCCCUCAUUUACAGAGGUAGUGCGAAUCAGGGGAAAACAAGAUGAAUCUCGCUCACAUCAAUAUAUUGGGGAUAUUUUUGCAUUUCAGUCAUGGAGACAGAGGUGAUCAUCAGGAGCACCUACACUUGUAACUGGUUUGCAAAAUUCAACCGUAAACAAGCCUCUCGAACCGUCAAGAUGAAUCCAGCAAGGUAAUUUCCUGCUGGUCACCUUCGGCCAUCCGUGCUAUCCAACGGCAUCAGCAUCCUCUAUCAUAGCUUUCCCUUAUGUUUUGCAAGUCCUGAAGACGCCCCCAUCGAUUUGCAGCCUUCCCCUGUUCCGCUUGCCCUUAUGUUCAAGUGUGGAUUAGGAUUACAGAAAAGGUUGAAUACAUCGUUCUACUUCUACCUGGAAGACGCCCCCGCUGUUCAUGGCGUUCCCCUGUUGUGCUUGGCCUUGGCGUUUAAGCGCCUGUUGAGAUUCUGAUGCAUUAGAUUGCGUUCAUACAGAAGUUACAUUGUGAGUUGUGUCAUCAAUUAUUAGCCCUUUUUGUGGUCGCUCAUGGACUGUGAUAUGUAUAGCUUGUGAAAUCACUUUGCUAUUCAUUUUGGCCAAAAGAAAGUUAACUAUUCAUUCCACUUUGCUGUAUAAGACUUGAUAGCGUGACUUUGCUGUAUAAGGCUUGAUAGCAUGACAUGGACCUCUGAUACGCAUCACGUUUUAAUCUUCAUGGCUGACUCUCCCUGUCUCCCUCCAUCAGUAUAUUUUGUUUGGGUUA
This is a messenger RNA of Triticum aestivum (bread wheat), 4667 nucleotides long. RefSeq names its product putative disease resistance RPP13-like protein 1. The coding region runs from base 178 to 3930 and encodes 1250 amino acids. Gene Ontology annotation, molecular function: ADP binding; protein binding. The transcript has 5 exons. Lineage: Eukaryota; Viridiplantae; Streptophyta; Magnoliopsida; Poales; Poaceae. The record is from RefSeq and is a predicted model, not a curated record.